This is a messenger RNA of Paramisgurnus dabryanus, 2383 nucleotides long. RefSeq names its product FAM161 centrosomal protein B (gene fam161b). Lineage: Eukaryota; Metazoa; Chordata; Actinopteri; Cypriniformes; Cobitidae. Gene Ontology annotation, biological process: cilium organization. Gene Ontology annotation, cellular component: cilium. The record is from RefSeq and is a predicted model, not a curated record.
UGUCGCCAUCUACAGUGUUGGAGGACAGACAAAAUUCGUUUAAAUGUGAAAUCAUGUUGCAUUUACUGUAUCUGUUUGAGUGAUUACCAUUUAUUACUUUAAAUAAAGCAUAGAUGCUUUGAAACAAAGCAAUUUUUUGCUGAUAGUCCAAAAAAAGUUAAUGAAUUUACACUGUCGAAACUCAAAGGAUUUAGCUGCAAGCCGUCGGUGGGCGGAGAUUGUCACAACACCACAGAAAGAGAUCAUGAUGUUUGACGAUUCUCAAACUGAAGAAAUGGAGGGUCUGCUAAUCUCUGACAGUUAAUGGAUGAGUGUUAAAGUGAUGUCCUCAUUUCGCGUCUGAUCGCACCAUGGAUCAGAAAACACUGAACUCUCCCAUUUUGGAUAACUCUCUAUCUGAAGAGAGGGGUAAUGUACAAGUUUCCAAAAGCCUGUUGUCCAUCUAUGAGAACAGAAAGAAAUCUGACCUUGAGUUGGAUUUGGAGGCUCUGAAGAGCACACACAAGCAGCAGCUGGAGAAUUUAGAGCUUCAGCAUCAGGAUGGCCUGGACAAGAGGGUUCUGCAGAACUCACUGCUCUCCACAAGUACUGAGUGGAUACUUAAAACCAGUUUACUGCAGGAGAGCAUCAGUCAAAACUUCAAAGACAACAGGCACUGCAGGGUGACUCGUCAGAAUUUUACCUCAAAUAGGAUCAAGGCUUCAAGUACUCCAACCAAUUCUAUUGGAAUGGUGAGAGAGAGUCAUAGGAAACCUCUGCCAAAAGAGACACAUAAAGUCAAAGAGGAAGCUGACUUAGCUGAGUGUCAGCAGCAGUUCCGCGUAGCCCCAGUCCCAGAUCAUGUCUCCAAGCCUCUUUAUAAAGAUUUGAUCCAGGAUCAGGAGAGAUUGAGGAAGGAGAGCCGCGACCAGAGGAGAGAUUUCCUCUUGGCAAUGCAGAAGCCCUUCGGAUUCCACAAGAGGGAGGAGAAGGAGCGAGAAAAGAAAAAGGAUGAGAUGACAUCUGCCAAUAAAAGUGAAAAAGCAAAGCCUGUGUGUGUGCGGAAGCCAAUACCGAAAGCUGUCUUAGAUCCUAGGUUCUCUGAACAGUUGAAAGAACAGGAGCAACAGAGGAAGAUUCGCAUUCAUUUGAGGGCUCAGGAGACUUUGAAAGCUUCCUCAGCGCCUAUUCAAACUCAGGAAGCUAAUGCAGAGAGCCAGAGCCGCAGUGCUCAGAAGACCAAAAGCAAGAUGCUGGGUUAUUUGGACCAAAGGCCAUCAUUUAGACCAAAGACUAACACAGCAGUGCCUGACUUUGACAAGCUGUACCAAGCCUUUCAACAAAAGGCCAUGGAAGCAGCAGAGAGGAGAGAUGUCACUUACUGUAAACCAUUCCAGUUCUCCACAUCCACACAACAGCCACGCUCAAGGAGUCCAGAAAACCCAAUGAACUCUACAAACAAGAUGAAUUUAAAGAGAAGCUGUUCAUAUGGUGGUUUAACAUCACUGUCUAUGGAUACACUUCCAACCUAUACAACAGACGCUGCCAGGAAAAGAUCCAUGGCCAUAAGGAGAUCUCUGGAGCUGAAUGACCUUAAAGAGCAGGAGCAUGCAGAGUGGAUGAGACAACACAGCAUCAGAUCUCAAGCUAUGAGCAAGGCAGUGGCAAUGCGAGCCAAAGCUAUGGACCCCCAUAAAAGCUUAAAAGAGGUCUACCAGGAGAAACUCAAACAGCACAGGCAAGCUGAUCAAGAGAGGGCGAAGGAUUAUCAAAAAGAGCUAAGGGACAUAAAAUCUCGAGUGACAGCUCGUCCAUACCUCUUUGAGCAAAUGUCCCAGAAAAAUGCCAGGAGUAAUGCCGAAUGCAGAUAUAGGUACACUUUGGAACAAGCAGGUUUGGAUGAAAACUUUGUGAGAUCAAAGGGAGAAAGUGAUAAAAGCAUCCAUGGAUCAAACAAUGUGCAUGGCGACUCUGAGGAUGAAGAUUAUCACAGCACAAAAAGUGAAAGCCAACAGAGUGCAGGAAGUGGGGAAGACAGUGUCGAAAAAGAGGAGGACAAAGAGGGGAACGCUGAAACUGAAAAGGAGGACGUGUGCUGAAAGAACAUGUAUUUGAUUACUGUGGUUAGACUCUAAAUCAAUGACAUGCUGUUGCUUUAAUUAUUUUUAUUGUUUUUAAAAUUAUGUGUUAUAUGUAUUUUUAAAGUUCAUUAGUGGUGCUUUCUAAAGCAAACUUUUCGCACUGGCAAGCAUCACUCAUAUUUUUUUUGUCUUUUUAAACUUUUUUUAUAAAGGGGACUGCAACAAAUAUUUUAUAGUUUUUAAUAAUGCAAUUUUUACAAAUUGUCCUGGUAAAGGAACUUUUGAGUUUUCUUGUAUAAAGAUUUUACAAUACAAAGGGGAUU